GGAAGGGGCGCCCGCUUUUUCGUCCUUCUGGCUUCCAGUUCCGGCCGGCGGGGUGAUUGAUGCCGGCGGCGGCAGAAGCUUAGAAGAAGCAGGGGGCGAGCCGCCUCGCGAAGGCAGCGCAGGACUUUCCUGGGCGCGCAGCCCCCGGGGCGGGGGGAGGGUGUGGCGCCGCCCUUUGCCUUUUAUCAAGACACUCGACUUGAGUCAUUCGAUUGGAAGGACGACGAGGCCACGCGCGCGAUGUGUGCCGUCGGGCAUCGCGGUGCGUGGAUGUCCCGGCCCGCAAAACUGCAUCCUUAUCGAUAGGGCGACGCUAUACGGCAACCCGUAUCAUAUCAAAGACGCCGCGGGUGUAACACCGGGCGGAGGAGCGCCGGCCAUCAGCCGUAGGAAGAUGAAGCUAUCAAAAACGCCAAGGACGUCUUACUUUCCCACGGUUCCACCGGUUCCGCAAAUGCCGGCCCGACCGUGCCAAAAACGUGAGCGCCCUUCUUUGUGCCGUUUGCAGGCGGGCGGCCAGGGGGGGCCCGUCGGUCGUUUCGCUUUGCCGGCCCCUCCGCAUGCCGCCCGGCCCCAUUGGGUGGCCCGGGUGCCGAUUGCGGCUUUGUUGGUGGUCUGGCUCCUCCUGGCUGCCCCUGUGCGUGCCUGGCAAGCCUCUUGUGGAUUGAUUGUGGGUGGGGCCCGCCCGAGAGAGGUCCGCCAAGGCAUUCGGCGCACGAUUGCCAGGGCGCUCGACCGUACGAUGGGCGCUGGUUCUGGUCGCCCGGAGGACAUGGGGCGUCUGUAUCGCCCGAGCUUUUCUGCUUUUUUGCCAGCCCUUUUCCGUGGCGCCGCCAUCCCGGGGCUUGAGUUAUGUUUUGGCGCGGCCGCGUUGCUUGCAACUGCUGCAAGAUUAUUUACAUGCAUACCUAGCAGCCCUCAUUGACGGGCAUAGCCCACACAUCUACAGC
This is a messenger RNA of Amoebophrya sp. A120, 950 nucleotides long. NCBI's taxonomy places the organism in Eukaryota, Dinophyceae, Syndiniales, Amoebophryaceae. The record is from the annotation of a GenBank genome assembly.